Molecule: messenger RNA, 9392 nt
Organism: Parasteatoda tepidariorum (common house spider)
Lineage: Eukaryota; Metazoa; Arthropoda; Arachnida; Araneae; Theridiidae
Gene: Ankrd49
Product: ankyrin repeat domain-containing protein 49
Molecular function (GO): protein binding
Source: RefSeq, a predicted model, not a curated record
UGCGGUUGUUUCCAUUUCGAUACAACUAAACUCGUAUUCUUCGGCAUAAUGUCAGAAAAAUUGUAAACAAACAAAUCAUCCUAAUCUCAUCAGUCAUAUAUUUCUGGUUAGAUUACUUAAGGCGAAAAAAAAAGCCUUCCAAAUUUUGACGGUCGUAUAAAAUCCGUCAAUUGUUUUCAAUAACUAACAGUAAGAAAUAUUCAUCGAUAAUAUAAGUAAUUACGAGCAUAAGCUUUAUUAACAAACAGAAAAAAAUUUUUGAACUUGUUAGCAAAUGAAUGAAGACACAGAUAUUAAUGUCUGUCCUGAUUCUCAAAAUUGUAAUGAAUCUCAUGAUUCCGAUGGAAUCAUAAAAUCUGAUGAUUCUGAAAUAAUUGAGUGUCAAGAAGGUAGUCAAACAGAAGUAGGAACUGGAUUUACUUUUUCUAAUAAACUUAUUGACGAUUUAUCUUUGAAUAUGACGAAAAAUAAGGUCUGUGAGGGAGAAGAUAAAAUGUCGGUGGACAAAGAAAAGAGUGAAUCUGUUGUAGAAAGUCAAAACUCUGAAGAAAAAGCUGAAGAUAUUGAGACUAAUGAAACUCCUGCACCUUCAGAGGACAUAGACGUAGAAGCACUUACUGAAGAAAAAAUACUCCAAGUUGCCAAAGAAGAUAACUCUAAACCUUCAAAUUAUUCAUUUUGCGAAUGGUCAGAAAAUUAUGAUAGCCUUGAAGAUGACAGGCCCAUGGAAGAUGUUGCUGAAGAUCCUCAGAAGUUCAUUUUAUGGGCUUCAGAAAAAGAUGAAGUUGAAAUUGUCCGAAAAUUACUGGAAGAAGAUCCAAGUCUUGUAAAUGCAAAGGAUAACGAUUUAUAUACCCCACUUCAUAGAGCUGCAUAUAGUAACAGUGUUGAAGUCAUUAAACUGCUCUUAUCCUAUGAUGCUAACAUCAGUGCGAGAACUACUGAUGGCUGGGAACCUCUUCAUUCUGCUUGCAAGUGGGACAGUGUUGAAGCAGUUUCUUUACUACUGCAGAAUGGAGCUGAUAUAAAUGCCUUAACACAAGGUAAUAUUACACCUUUACAUCUUGCAGCUUCAAACUCAUCUGGAAGAAGAACUCUUGAAUUCCUGUUAUGGCAGCCCUAUAUUGAUCCUGACAUGAAAAAUGAUGCAGGUGACACGCCUUAUGAUAUUGCUUUUCGCACAGGUACGCUGGCUGAUUUGUUUGAAAUGCUGGAAGAGUCUGUUAAUGAAUAUUGACUAUUUUCAUGGUUUGUGACGCCUUCCAUAGAGUUUAUGUGCCAUUGUUUGCCUGGAAAGUCAUUUAUAUAUGUAUAUUAUUACAAGUUAGGGUUUUGAAUGCCCAAAAAUGGCUUUUGCUAAAAUAUAUGGGUUUUACUUUGUGUCCUAAAGGGAAAAUUGUGAGAAUAGAAUAAGUUCUAUGACUUUUUUUUAGCAUGGUUUCAUAUUGAAAAUGUGUUGUAUUUUAAUUAAAUUAAAUCCUGUUUUGUACAAAAACUUGUUAACAUUCUGUUUUUUAAACGAAACACCCUAUAUUUCUUAAAUAAAUCUAUUUUAUUUCUUAAGUAAUUCCAUUCUACUUCUUAAAAACUUAAACUAUAAUACUUUAUAACUGAAUAAUUUAUUUUUAAUAUUAAAAAAAAUAUUUGCUAUUAAAGGUAUAUGAAAAUAACAUUCUUCAAAAGUUUUAUUUUAUUUUAUUUAUUUAUUUAUUUUUUUGCAAACUUUUUGUUGUGUUUGAGUUUUUAAGUAUUAAUGACAUUAAAUUUAAAUAUUUUUGGAGCUUAUAUUCCCAUUCUACUGUAAUAUUUUUGUAGCAUACUUGUUCCAAUAGUUACAUUGUUAAUUAUAAUAAAUUACUAAUUUUCCAUUGUUUUUUCAUUUUAGAUUUUAAACUUAUGGUUUUGUUUUGGUAAAGUAUAAUUUAAUUCAGAAUAAAAGUUGUUUUAAACAUCUUAAGACAAUAGGGUAAAAACCAUAAUUUUUUCUAUGGUGUUCAAAACCUUCACAAAACCUAAUAUUAUGGUUGAUUUUAGUGACUAUCUUGUGAAUAUAAAACUAUGUUACAUUCCAUCAGUUUUAAAUUGCAUCUAACUAGAUUUUUCUUAAUUGAAAGGAAUUUUGUUAUAAAGAUAUAGUGCUCAAUAUUUGGUUCAUGUUAUAUUUUUUCUCUUAUUGUUUGUGAAAUGGUGAACAAAAUAAUUCAUGUCCUUACUGUUAAAAACUGCACUUUUUUGAAGUAUUGUGUCAGCAUUUAAAAAAAAAUCUAGGGAGUAGAAUUUCUGAUUACAAUUUAAUUUUAGUGCUGAUAUAAUAUUAAAUUUUGCAUGGAUGCAUUAUACAAAAUACAUGCUACAAAAUUGGCUGAUAUUAGUAAUUUCAUCGCAAUAAAGAAAACAGAAAAGAAUUUAUUCACAAAGAACACAGUUAGUCGGAUUAUUGGUUAUUUUUUUUAUAUUCUAGCAGUGAUUCCACUAGACUUUGUAAGUACUACAUUCAAAUGUUUGAGUCCUUUUUUUACUAAAAACCAAAACAAAAAAAAAUUUGUAUGAGCUGUAAGCAAAAUAUUCAAACAAACCAAAAAAACAUUUGAAAAACAAAACAUUCUUGUUGGCACAGAGGCUUUGAUGAAAUCAUCUCUGAAGAUACAAACCAAACUAAGGAAUAGCCAGGGAAAGUUUUAAAUGCAGUAAAAUCCUAAUGUAACAUGCAUUGUAUAUUAGAGAAUCUCACUAUUAAUAGUGAUUGCAGGACACCAUCGAUAAUCUUCUAUUAAACUUACAAAAAUUCUCUUAACUAACUAAAAGAAUUGUGUUUUAGUGUAAUUUAAAUGUGUAAUUUUUAUUAAGCAAUUUUUCUUUCUAAGCAUAAUUUAAAGUAUUUUUUCUAAGGAUAAACUUUAUAUGUUAUGAAAAUUUGAUGCGAGAAUAAUGCAAAAAUAAUUGUAUAUAAUAUGUUAAAAAUAAUUUUUUAAAUCGGUAAGAGUUAUUCACAUCUAUCUCAUUGUUUAUAAUGCAUCGAUAUUUCACAAUCAAAGUAUAUCUUACUUUAUUACCGAUGUGUAAGUCGACAACCUGGUUUUCAUACAUUUUUAGGGGUUUAAAAAGUUUACUUAUACACUGAUAUAUAUGGCAAUUAAAUCUAUUUAUUUCUUAUCCCUUUCAUUGAUUUUUUUCCAAUAUUAAAAUUGUAACUGUAACAAGAAGUCUGUUAAAACAUAACUUUUUACUGCUAUUGAGAGCUCUUGUUAAAAUGAUCUUUUAUCUCUAAUAUCAAUCAAAAGAGACAUUAUUAUCUAUUUGAUAAAAAGCAAUUUCUUGGAAUUUACUAAAACUUAAAUGGGCUAUAUUAGAAUAUUUAAAAGUCAGAAUUCCACUCCCUAGUGUUGGUGACACAUUUGAUGAGUAAUAUUACCUCACUUAUAUAUCCACUUAAAACUUGUAGCGAUAGGACAUAUUAUAUCAAAAAUGUGUUAAAUGUAGUCUUUUAUUAAGACGUAUUACUCAAAUACAAGUUAUUGUACUUAUUGAUAUCUAUUGCAAUUGCGUAGCAUUAGGUAUUCUUAGAAAUAAAUCAAGGUUACGUAGUUAAGUUUUGAAUAUUAUAUAUAUUUUUAUUGAAAUGAAGAAGAAAAAAUGAAUUUAUCUAAAUUCAUUUAAAUGUUUUUAUGAAUGUCUUUUUAUAUGUCAGUCUGUACUUAAAAAUAUUGAACUACUUGUGUAUAGUUUAAAUAAUAAGUGUUAUAAAAUAUUUAUUUAAAUUUAGGGAUAACUUUCCUUAAAGUUGUGCACAAUACAAAUUAAAAAGUUUUUUUGAUACUUUAAUAAGAGUAAUUCCUAUAUAAUGUAUAAUUUAUUUGCAUUUUGAUAUUGUUCAACAUUUUAAACAUUAAUAUUUAUUCUCUAAAAACUGUGACCUUUAAAUGCAAAAUAUUAAGUAGAGCAGCAGAGGCAACUUUUUUUUUUUUAACAUGAUAAGGUUCUAUUUCAAUAGCUCCAAUCCAUUCUACCUACUGCAAAACAGUUAUUUUUGUUCAAAGCUGCACUUAUACUAUUCUAAUCCUGCUGCAUUUUAUCCUACAGGGUUCCCACAGGUCAGGGAGAACAGGGAAAACCUGGAAUUGUCAGGGAAUAUUAUUUUCUCUCUGAAAAUCAGGGAAAGCUGCAUUUUUUUAAAAAAAAAACUGGAAUAUUCCCUAUAACAUACCUAGAAAAAAGCCAGUUUUGAAAUUGUCCGUAACAGUAAUCAGUUAUUGAGAUUCGAGUUAAGUAAUUCUAACAUCUAUUACAAUUAUUUGUUGUAAAAAUUUCACAUUUUAGUCAUACUGAAAUGUUCCCAUCCUCAUUUAAAUGAUAUUUUUUUGCACAGAAUAUCUAAUAUUUCACAUUACAAAUAAAAGAAUCAAAGUUUUCUGUUGAAAAUAUGGUCUCAAUUUUUAUUGAAAUUUACCUGGUAUACCUGGAAAGUCAGGGAAUUUUUUUUUUCUGAAAUAGAGAGGGAACCCUGAUCCUAGCUUAGCUUCCUAAUAAAUGUUUUUUAGAAAGUAUACCAAAUCUGUUACAGAAGAAGCAAUUUUAACAAAUUGGUGCUAAACUUAAAUGUGGUGGAUAUAAUACAUGUUGCAACUUUUUUUAAUGUGGUAGAAUUCUGUUUGCAAAUUUUUAUAUGUAAACAUUUUAGAAAUUCUGUCUUUAUUAUCUUUAUCUCUAUUACUUUUUUUUUAUUGGUGUGAUUACUGUUUCAAAUACUACAAUCCAUCUUAGCAGCCCCAAAUCAGGUAUUUUUACUUAAAGCAUUAAUCCUAUCUCAUUUCAUUCAUGCAUUAAUAAUUUUUCAGACGGAACCAAUAUUAUCCACGCACACAAAAUUUCCUUUUGCAAAAAUGGGAUGUUGUUAUUUGUUAUAGCAUUUUUAUCAUUGGUCAAUUAUUUACGUUACAAUAAAAAAAAAACAUAAGGUAAAUUAUUGUUUCAAAUAGCACUUAAAGUAUAUGAAUACUUUAAAUUAUGCCAAAAAUAAGAAAUUUUUUCUACAAGGCCAAUAAAAUGUCUUGUUCCACACUACUUUACCAUAAUUACAUCAGUGCUAUUAUCAACUUGUAUUUGGAGUAAUUAAAAAAGGAGAAAUCAACAAUGAAAAACUUUAUUUUGCAGAUUAAAAAACUGAAACAUUUUUUGAAAAUAUCAAAAUGCAAUAAAAUUACAUUUUAUUUAUUUUUAUAGAUAUAAGUUUCUAUUGUGAAAAGGGUGCAAAGAGCAUUUUCUAAAAUAUAAUUAUCAUCCUAUUGUAUUUUUGGCAAUAUUUUUCUUAUGAUUAAUAUUGCCAUAAAAGAUACUGUUUAAUUUUUAUGUUCAGAUAUCGGAGUAAUAGGGCAUGCUGGCAUAAGUAAUACGUUGGUUUUCUACACAUAUUUUUUCUACAUUAAGUGAGCAUUGAAGACUAGUAUUGCUACUGUUAAAGCAUUGAUGAAAGUGCUUCUCCAUCUAUAGUAGUUUCCAAAGAGAAUGUCGAGCAAAUUUUCUUCUUUUCUACCAAAAAAAUAUUUUUGAUGAAUCAAAAAUAUUUUUUUCCUGUAAAGCCCUAUAAAGGUUAAGGGAUUUCCAAUAGUUUGAAACGGUAGGAUAUUUAUAAUUAUUACAUUUAUGUGCUGAAAUAUUAACGAAAAUAAUUUAAAUAAAAAAUUAAGCAGUAAAAUUGCCUUUUUUUUUUUAAGUAGUCAUGUUGGAUCAAAUUGAUAUUGGCCAAGCUGUCAAGAUAUUUUUUUAUCACAAUUUUGAUUAACAAUUUAUUUUUUUACAGGUGAAUAACUUUCCCAAGUAAUUUUUUUUUCUUUCAAAUUAUGUGUUCAAAAUAACAUUAUAGUUAACUUGUUAAAUUUUAUUUUUUAAUUAGCUUGUAUAAGUUUAAUUAACUUAAUUGGUAAUUAUAUGUAAUUAGUAUUUGCUAUAGUUAAUAACUUUUGUUUGUUGUACUGAUUCUACUAAAUUACUGUGAUUUGCUAAUUUAUCUCCAUAAACUGGAUAAGUUCACAUAGAGACUAUUAGUCACUAUUAAAAAAAACAUAUUUUUAAAUUCAACAUAAAAUUUUAAUGUUUUUUUUAUAAUGAGUUUAUAAUAAUGCAGUUCAAUUCUUUGCAUUAUUCGUAUUUGAUUUAAACAGCAAGAAAAAAAUGGAGAAAUUAAAAACUAAAAAGCAUGCUAACAAGCCAUGUUCUCUCCUAUAUAUAAUAUAUUAUCUACUCUAUUUUGGUUAUAACACUUGUAUUGUUAGUUAAAUAAAAAAAAAGAGUUGGAUUAUUCAAAAUAUAAUUGAAAGGAAAAAAAAUUAAAUGUUCAUUUGUUUUCUGUUCUUAAUUUCUUUUUAAUACCUACUAAGCAGCUCUUUCUUACUUCUGAUUAGAUGAUAGAGUGUGUUAAUAGUUGAUAGUUGGAAGAUACUUGGAAUGUGAUAAAGCUUAAAUUGAGUUUAUUCAUCAAAGUAUAUUAUUCAUUUUAAAAUGUAUCAAAUUAUUUACUAUAAAGAUAUCUUUACUAAGCACCUGUAUAACAAAUUAAAAUAUGUCCCUUUUAUUCCUCAUCAGUUUUAAUUAGUAGUUUUAUUGUUCUUGAAAUUUAAAUAAUAAAGUGUUUUUCGAAUGUUAGAUUACCUUCUGAUUUUCCUUAGAUUAAUUUCAUUAUUAUCUGAAAUUUUACUCUAUCAACUGCAACUUUUUUCAUAUUAAUAACACAACUUAUUUAGAAGAUAUUAUGAAUCAUGUCUACAAUAUUUUUUUCUCUGGUUCAGUUGCUUACAACUUUAAUUUUGAUUACUUUUUGCCAACAUUGUAAUUACGUUUGAAUUUACUCUUACCUUUUAGUUUAAACUAAGUCUUAUAUUUGUUUUGUUGUUUAUUUUUCUUUAAAUUUUCUUUUUUUGGAAUUAAUUAAUUUUAUAAGCUCAUAGAUUUUUUAGAUUCUUUUACAUAUCCUCUAACUACUAAGGAAUUUCCAUAGCUUUAAAAAAUAUUUUUCCCAGUGGUAACGGAAGAAUAAUAAAUUAGAUUAUUUUAUAAGUUAGAGUUAAAAAGUUAUGCAAAAGAUCAGUUUGUCUAAUGAUUAUGCUCUAAAAUCCUGACAAAAGUUUUGUGAAAAUUUUAUUGGUUUUAAAAUUUCUUGCAACAGCUCACUAUCACUUAAAGAAAUAUUUUGUAUGAACCUCAAAUGUUGGAGAAAAUGUUCUUUUAGUUUAAUGAUUUUCAAUUAAGUUGCGUAGCUUUUUAAACUAAUCUUGAAAAUUACUGAAAUCUAAAUUAUGAAACUAACAAAAAAUUAACUAAUAAUGUAUAAAAUUGUUACUUUCUAAUUAUUUAUUUGUAUUCAACCUUAUCAUUGCUGUGAGAACUUGCAAGUUCAUAUGUGUUACAAGAAAUUAGACAAUAUUCUAGAGAUAUACCUUGUUACUGUUUAGAUACAAACAAUAAAUGAGAGAAUUUAAUGCACAAAAUACAUGCAAUGAUUUAAAUAAUCAUUUUUUAAAAUCUAAAAUUAUUUGUAACCAUUAUUAUAUCUUAAGAACUUGCUUGUGCUCUUCAUAAUUUAACGAAAGAUAAAAUACUAAUUUAAGAUAACUGAUAAGAUAUUUACUGAUAAAUCUUAAUGCAGCUGUAUUAUGAACUUCAAAUAUUUUUAAAAUGUGAUUAAAGCGUGCAUAUAUUGUUUAAGAAAAGCAAGCUAAUUUUGCAACAAAAAAAAGUUUAAAUAGAUUUUGACCUUUUCAUUUCACUCAAGGAUUAGUUUUUACACUGAUUGAAACUCAUUUAAAAUGUUCAUGUUAAUAUCAUAUAAUUGUUUAGUAGAAUUUUAAAUUAUUCACUUUUUGCAUCAAGAUUUAAUGGUAUCCUGCAGUGCAGGUGUCUAAAUCCAUCAUAUAUUUAAGAUCUGGCAGUUCUCUGUAGUAUGUUCUGAAAUUUCUGUAAAUUUAAUAUCUAUAAAAUCAAGUUUUUCAUCAAAUAUUUGUUUAUAUAUUACUAUACAAAUACUAAUUUUUAAAAACUGAUGCUCAUGUAAUGAAAUUCUAAGUGAACAAAAAUGAGCCAUAAGAAACAAUAUGCUAGGAACAUAAAAAAUUUCUAUUUAUUUAUUUCAUUUUAUUUCUGUCUUGUUAAAUUUUGGUGCAUUAGCCAAAGGGCAACAUGCAGAAAAGAAAAAAAAUCAGAAUUUUCUUACAAUCAUAAAAAUUUAUCUUGCUUUAGAUUCAAAUUAACUUUAUCAUUAUCUCAAAAGUUUAAUUUCACCUAAAUUGGAUCAGUAAUUUUCUAUCAAUGGGGCACAAUGCAGCUUUUGGAUCACCAAGUAUUACAUUACUUUAUGUAAUGAAUCAUUCAAUCAUAAAUUGGUGGAGAAAUGUUUUCAGUGAUUUAAACUGCAUCUUUGGAAUCUGAAGUGGAUCAUUAUCCACCUAGAUGCACAAGCAUUCUUUUUUUCUUCCCUAAAUGCAUUCUUUUUAUUUAAUAUGGUUGUCAACACUACUAGUUCAUCUAAUGUAGCUAGAAAGUUAUGAUAAAUAGCUUCAAAUGGGGUUGCAAAGAGAGAAAAACCUACUUGGUCGCCACACUUGGCGAAGUUUCCCUGAAAUCUUGAUGACUUUCUCUAUGCGGAAGGCUUUUUGCUUGCAAAUAGAUUUUCUGUUAUUAUUUUGAUUCCACUAUUAAUACAUUGUGUAUUCCAUUUUAUUCUUUUUUUGAACUAUGACAAAUCAGCUUCAUUAAAUAAAAUUAUAAAUUUGAUUAACACUAUCUGUUAAAGAAGUUUCUUUGUUGUCAUGUUACACUUAGUAUUUCAGCCUAGAAACACAACAAUAUUUUGAUCAAAUUAUUGAUCAGCUGGUUCUGUUUUUUAAAUUUAAUUAUAAAAGCAAGAAAAAAGAUAACAUGCCUAAAAUAUUACUGGAUAAAGAUAUAUUGUCAAACCUACACAAGUAAGUCUUGGAGAAAAUUAUUGUCUUUUUUUUUUCUUCCUGUAAAGCUUAGCUCUCUACUGAUGACAGUAUGCUGUAACUCUCUCUCUACGUUAGAUAAAAAGACUAUUGUUCAAUAGAAUUUUUUCUCUCUACCUGGAUUCUUUCACAAAGUAGAAACUGUUAGUUUUUGAUUUUUCCACUUUUUCCUGUCAUUCUCAAUGAUUAAGCGCAGACAAUGAAGAUGAUAUGAAUCUCGUAUUAUGUAUAGUACAAUUAUAUUCAGCAUUUUUCUAUAUUCUCUUUAUGCCUGCCAAAUACUUAAAAAUGUUGUUGUUAGUGAUUAGUGUGCAGCUGAUAUCAGCUAAUUGUUGAUUUUGUGUUUACUGGUGUAGUUUGUUUCAAGUUGCUGUUAUGCAAAUCUGGAUAUAAAGAAAUAAAGCUUUAAUAGUUUUUAUA